Tupaia belangeri chinensis (Chinese tree shrew) is the source of this 2565-nucleotide messenger RNA. RefSeq names its product RAS like proto-oncogene A (gene RALA). The transcript has 5 exons. The record is from RefSeq and is a predicted model, not a curated record. Gene Ontology annotation, cellular component: membrane. Gene Ontology annotation, molecular function: GTP binding; GTPase activity. The coding region runs from base 99 to 719 and encodes 206 amino acids. Lineage: Eukaryota; Metazoa; Chordata; Mammalia; Scandentia; Tupaiidae. Gene Ontology annotation, biological process: signal transduction.
AUGCGGAGGAGAGGGAAGCCUGUAAUUUCUUAUCUUGGCAACAGUCCCUCUGCACAGAGAUCCUUCUCAGAUCUUCAGUGAAAACUCUGCAACACAGGAUGGCUGCAAAUAAGCCCAAGGGUCAGAAUUCGUUGGCCUUGCACAAAGUCAUCAUGGUGGGCAGUGGCGGGGUGGGCAAGUCUGCGCUGACUCUGCAGUUCAUGUACGAUGAGUUCGUGGAGGACUAUGAACCUACCAAAGCAGAUAGCUACCGGAAGAAGGUAGUGCUGGACGGGGAGGAAGUGCAGAUCGAUAUCUUAGACACAGCUGGGCAGGAGGACUACGCGGCGAUCAGGGACAACUACUUCCGGAGCGGGGAGGGCUUCCUCUGUGUCUUCUCCAUCACAGAGAUGGAGUCCUUUGCAGCCACAGCCGACUUCAGGGAGCAGAUUUUAAGAGUAAAAGAAGAUGAGAAUGUUCCAUUUCUACUGGUUGGUAACAAAUCAGAUUUAGAAGAUAAAAGGCAAGUUUCUGUAGAAGAGGCAAAAAACAGAGCCGACCAGUGGAAUGUUAACUACGUGGAAACUUCUGCUAAGACCCGAGCCAAUGUCGACAAGGUAUUUUUUGACUUAAUGAGGGAAAUUCGAGCCAGAAAGAUGGAAGACAGCAAAGAAAAGAAUGGAAAAAAGAAGAGGAAAAGUUUAGCGAAGAGAAUCAGAGAAAGAUGCUGCAUUUUAUAAUCAAAACCCAACCUCCUUUCUUAUCUCGACCAUACUAAUAAAUAUAAUUUAUAAGCAUUGCCACCGAAGGCUCAAUUGACUGAAAUUACUUUAACGUUUUGGAAAUUGUUAUGUAUCACUAAAAGCAUGAAUUGGAACUGCACUGAAAGUCAAAUUCACUUAAAAAAGAAAUUAAUGUGGCUUCACCAAGAAGCAAAGUCCAGCUUGUCUCAUAAUUGCCGACAUCUAUCACGGUCCUGAAUGUAGCGUGAGCUUGUGUUUCUCGGGCAGUCUUUCCUGAACUGUUAAGUAAAGAGGUGAGAGGAAAGGCCACUUCCUCUGGUGUUGAUGAUAAAGCUUCAAUUUUCUAUCAUUUUAAAAUGUCUUGGUCUUCUACUGCCUUGAAAAAUGACAAUUGUGAACAUGAUAGUUAAACUGUACCACUUUUUUUAACCAUUGUUAUGCAAAAUAUAGAAGAAAAAGUUAAUGGCAUGGUUGUUGCAUAUAGUUAAGUGGAGAGUAAUUCUUCUGUGAAUCUGCGUUAAUUGCCUGGUGGUUAACUGAGAAAAGUGGUGUGAACUUGUACGAGGACAUUUUCGUAUAUGCCUUAAUUUAGAAACUGAAAAAUACCUGGCGACAUUAUCCUGGGUGUGUUCUCACUGGGGCCAUGGGCCACGCCUCUUGUAUCCUUGUGAGAGUGUGUACCUAGCAUGGAGAACAGCUCUUGUCUAAGACUCCUGUGAACCGUCUGCUGGGAGCCUGUCCAGAUUGAAAAUGUGUGCCAUACUCUGGUUCUUGAAAUUAAGGUUCCAGAGCUCCUUGAUUGCUUUUAAUAAAAUGAUAAUAAGGUGAUUGAAAAUGAAGGGCCGGCAUAUACUGGUGAGAUCAUUUUAGUCGGUGAGCAUUCACCUCCAGUGAUGUUGGAGAGAACCGUCUCUCUCUCUAAGGUGCUGGUCCCUGGAGAUCACUCUCCGCAAACGGCAGGCGUGUGCGUGUGGGUUGUUAGUCUGGGUACGAGGCACGCCACACGGGUUGACAGCGCUCAUGCUUUUUGCACUAGAACGCUUAGGGGAGCUAUCCCUGCUUGCCGCCUGCUCGUUCCUAAGUGCGUACUCACAAGUCUGGCUCUCUGGGAGUAUUAGGAAUGUUGCAGACUGUUGAUUUCAUAACAGAGAGCACUGUAGCUUCAUUUUCCUAGCAUUAACAUCGAGCAAUCAAACCCAGGUGUCGUGCAGAACUGUGUUUGGCACACGCAGAGCAGGCGUUAAGCUGUGUUGCCACUGCGCGCAUUCCCGCUAGGAGAAUUCGCGCACGCUCUCUGGGAACAUCAUUUUGAUGGGAAACAUACCACUGUCAGAUUUUUCUUUUCCUCUCUGGACUGGGACAGUUGCUUCAAUAAAGUUUGUCCUUAUUUUCGCUCAGUCCUAAUUUCAACAGGUCAGAGAACAGGUUCAGGCAUUCCAGGUGACAGGUAUGUACGUAAAUUAAACAAAAAUAGGCUUUUUAGGAACUCAACUCUUAGAUAUUACAUUCAGCUUGUCAUGUUAAGUAUUCGUCCUUGACGGGUUUGAAGUGUACAUCUUCCAUUUCAUAUUUUUCAUAGGCUAUGCCACAUGCAGAAUUAAAGUUAGCAGUGUCACAUCGGCACGGGCCAGCCAUCUCCAUGUGUACUCAUUGCCGUCUCAUUUAACCAGGGGUCCUAACCACUAACAUUGUGACUUUGCUUUGAGACCUUUCCUCUCCUGGGUACUGAGGUGCUAUGAAGCCAACUGACAAAGAUGCCUCCCAUGUCAGGCUGAUGCCACCACCCUGUUCGUUUAUUUGCAGUUUGAGCCAUUUAAAGACCAAUAAACUUCCUUUUUUAAAA